GAGGACGCGUCCGGCGCCGAGAGAUUCAAACUAGUGGCGGGAGGCUGUGAGCUGAGCGGUGGGGUCCGCGUACGCCUGGAGUCCUUCCCCGCUGUGCUCAGCAUGGACCCUAUCCGGAGCUUCUGCGGGAAGCUGCGGUCUCUGGCCAGCACGCUGGACUGCGAGACGGCCCGGCUGCAGCGAGCGCUGGACGGAGAGGAAAGCGACUUUGAAGAUUAUCCAAUGAGAAUUUUAUAUGACCUUCAUUCAGAAGUUCAGACUCUAAAGGAUGAUGUUAAUAUUCUUCUUGAUAAAGCAAGAUUGGAAAAUCAAGAAGGCAUUGAUUUCAUAAAGGCAACAAAAGUACUAAUGGAAAAAAAUUCAAUGGAUAUUAUGAAAAUAAGAGAGCAUUUCCAGAAGUAUGGAUAUAGUCCACGUGUCAAGAAAAAUUCAGUACACAAGCAAGAAGCCAUUAACUCUGACCCAGAGUUGUCUAAUGGUGAAAAUUUUCAGAAGACUGAUGUGAAAGAUAAUCUGUCUGAUCCUCCUGUUGCAAGCAGUUGUAUUUCUGAGAAGUCUCCACGUAGUCCACAACUUUCAGACUUUGGACUUGAGCGGUACAUGGUAUCCCAAGUUCUACCAAACCCUCCACAGGCAGUGAACAACUAUAAGGAAGAGCCCAUAAUUGUAACUCCACCUACCAAACAAUCACUAGUAAAAGUACUAAAAACUCCAAAAUGUGCACUAAAAAUGGAUGAUUUUGAGUGUGUAACUCCUAAAUUAGAACACUUUGGUAUCUCUGAAUAUACUAUGUGUUUAAAUGAAGAUUACACAAUGGGACUUAAAAAUGUGAGGAAUAAUAAAAGUGAGGAGGCCAUAGAUACAGAAUCCAGGCUCAAUGACAAUGUUUUUGCCACUCCCAGCCCCAUCAUCCAGCAGUUGGAAAAAAGUGAUGCCGAGUAUACCAACUCUCCUUUGGUACCUACAUUCUGUACUCCUGGUUUGAAAAUUCCAUCUACAAAGAAUAGCAUAGCUUUGGUAUCCACAAAUUACCCAUUAUCAAAAACAAAUAGUUCAUCAAAUGAUUUGGAAGUUAAAGAUCAUACUUCGUUGGUUUUAAAUUCAGACACAUGCUUUGAGAAUUUAACAGAUCCCUCUUCACCUACGAUUUCUUCUUAUGAGAAUCUGCUCAGAACACCUACACCUCCAGAAGUAACUAAAAUUCCAGAAGAUAUUCUCCAGCUUUUAUCAAAAUACAACUCAAACCUAGCUACUCCAAUAGCAAUUAAAGCAGUGCCACCCAGUAAAAGGUUCCUUAAACAUGGACAGAACAUCCGAGAUGUCAGCAACAAAGGAAACUGAAAUUCCAGUGGAUCUAUCCAUUACAGAAACUGAAUAGAAUGAGAUGAAAGCUGAGCUGGACCGAUUUUAUCAUUCACAUUCCCCUGCCUCUGUCCCCCUUUAAACAUUGACCCAUUUUAAAGACAGACAUGAACAUUAACAUCAUAAUACGCUUUUUAUGAAGUUUCGAUAAGGUUUAACCUUAGUCUUGUGGACAUGUAGUCCAGUCAUUCACUCUUUAAGUAUUAUUAGUGUUUCAUUGAUACUAAAUUACCCAGCUUAAUCAACAGAAUGGUUUAAGUAGUACCAGGAAGUAGGACAAGUAAUUUUAAAAAUAUAAAGGUGUUUGCUACUCAGAUGAGGCCACCCCUGACCUUCUGGCCAGGGAGACAUUGCUGCCAGCCAGCUCUUCCUUCCCAUCAUCUCCUUUCAGGACCGUCCCACACCUUUUACUUCCUCAGUGCUGUCUGAAGAUGCAGUUGCUGUUUGCAAACAACAGGAACACCAGUUAAACUAAUUAGGAAAACAGGGAGAUUUCCAGGCCUGGGUACCUAUAUACUGUGACCAUUGGAGGUGGAGACAGGUCUCAAUAGUUGGAACCAGGAACUCUGCUGUCAGGUUGUGAGUUUUGUUUCUCUUUUCUCCCAGCUUUUCACUGUGUGGGGGUCUUUUCUCUCAUGUCAGCUCUUUCUAUCACAUGGCAGCUGACCUCUCACACUCCACUCUGCAGCUUGGACACCCAGUAGACCCUGAAUUUCACUCUCUCUAAAAGGUUCUGAGGGCUCAUCCUGGGCCAGGGGCCCUCCUGUGCACUGUUAGCUAUGGCCACGGGAGCCUCCGGAGCUGCCUGGUAGCUUCAGGCUGACCUGCUUAUCAAGCCUACGAGUCUUCUGAUUUAAGUACAACUGGAAAGUAUUAUCUAAUUAAGUUCAUGAUAGUGCUUUUGGAGAACUUGUCAAAUUACAGCCAAUGAGAAAAUAAGGACCUAGCAUACUGUGGAGAACCAUUAAAAAUUUGAGAAGAAACAACAAGUAUUAUGUCAACUUACUUCAAAGGCUUAGUUUUGGGAAUUUGAUGCAGUAAAGAUUACCCUGUUUUAUGAUUGUUCCUUGAAAGUCAAAUGGGGGACCUGUCCAUUGUGCUCUAUUAAUCUUGUCAGAAAACUGUCACCAAAACAAACUUGAUUUUGUCCUUGUUCUAGGAGUUACUGGGUAGUUGUAACUAUAAUUUUUGUUAAAUAUAAUGUAAAAUAAAAUGUUAAGAUACUUAGUUUUGUUUUUCAAAGUAAAGCUCUAGUCAGCCUUAUGUAUGCCAUUGACUCUGAAAUGUAUACCAGCCUUUCACUGUGUACCGUGUGUAUAUAAAUCCACAGAACCGGAUGAGCUGCUUAGGGAGGGAAUAUAUUCAAAGUGUACCAAGGACCAAAUCCUGGAGUUCUCCCAACUUCAGAGGAUGGAAAGGGGCAGGGUAAUCUAGCAAAGGAGACUGAGAAGAGGCCAGUGAAGUAGGAAGAAAGUAUUUCAAGGAGAGUGAUGAUUCUGUGAAUAUUGCUGAGAAUUCAAAUAAAAAGAGGACUGAGAAUUGACUGUUGGGUUUGGCAAAGUCGAUGUUAUUGACAACACUGAUUAAUUUUGAUGGAGUGCUGGUACUGGAAGUCUGUAGUGGAUGGAAGAGAAAACAGCUGAGGAGGUAAAACAGUGGCUUUAGACAGCUCUUUUGAGGAGUUUUGCUAAAGAAGGGAGGCGAGAGAAGGGGUAGUAGCUAUAAGAGGUUAUGUAGUGAAGAGGUUUUUUAAAGAUGAGUGUAUUAGUCUGUUCUCACGCUGCUAAUAAAGACAUACCCAAGACUGGGUAAUUUAUAAAGGAAAGAGGUUUAAUGGACUCACAGUUCCACAUGGCUGGGGAGGCCUCACAAUCAUGGCAGAAGGCAAAGGGGGAAGCAAGACACGUCUUUCAUGGUGGCAGGCAAGAGGGCAUGUGCAGGGGAACUCCCCUUUAUCAAACCAUCAGAUCUCGUGAGACUUAUUCACUAUCAUGAGAACAGCAUAGGAAAGACCCGCCCCCAUGAUUCAGUUACCUCCCACUGCAUCCCUCCCAUGACGUGGGAAUUAUGGGAGCUACAAUUCAGGUGACAUUUGGGUGAGGACACAGCCAAACCACAUCGAUGGGCAAUAAAGACUGUUAAGCAUUUCUGAUUAUCUGCAAGGGAGCACCAGUUGUUUAGUGGUGGCCCCUCAGUUUGUCCAAGUCAUAUUUCCCUAACCCUUACCACCUCCCUCCUGUGAUCCUAGUUUCUGUUUCUUAGAACUGAUGCUUCCAGCUUGUCAAGCUUCAAAUAUUGGGAUCUUUCAAGUGUGUCUUCCCACUGCUCUUAAAAUGAAAUCCAAGAUCCUUAUUUUGGCUUACAUGGCCCUACGUGAUUUGACCCCAGCUUGCUUCUCCCUCCUGCCCCUUGUGCUCCAGCCACACCACCCUCUUCCACUCCGUUCUUCCUGCCCCCGGGCCUCACACAGGCUGCUCUCAUCCUGGAAUACUUUUUCCCACCCACUGUGCUAACACUCCCUCAUCCUUAAUUGGUGGACACUUGAUGUUUUUGUCUGCCCCCCAACUACUGCCCUUAAGAACCUACAGGCCAGCUCCAGGCUCAACCAAGCAACAUCACAACUUCUGACCACACUGGUCAAGUCAGGUCAAUGAAAGCCCAUUCUGGGACUGGGGAAGUACUGGGAAAGAGCAGCACACUUCUGGAGAUGCAGAGGUACAGCUGGAGCCGUGAAGGGAGGGCCAGCCUGUGGAGGAGCCCUCGCAACAGAGUUGAGGUGGUGUUGGAGCUCAAGGAUCAGCUGGGCCUGAAGUCAGCUAGCUCUACCCUGGACUUUUCUGUUAAAUGAUGCAUAAAUUCCUUGCCCUUGAGCCAGCUGGAGUUUUCUGUUACUUCAGACUUUGAGCCCUGGCUAAUAUGCUCUCAGAUUAAGUAUCAUUUUAUCAAAGACUUUGCCUAUCUUCCUGGUUUAAAAGAGAUUUUCCCCCUUAGUUCUUUCUCAGCACCUUAUUCUCGUCCUUCAUAGUUAUUUG
Pongo pygmaeus (Bornean orangutan) is the source of this 4394-nucleotide messenger RNA. RefSeq names its product spindle and kinetochore associated complex subunit 3 (gene SKA3). Lineage: Eukaryota; Metazoa; Chordata; Mammalia; Primates; Hominidae. The record is from RefSeq and is a predicted model, not a curated record. The transcript is spliced from 9 exons. Gene Ontology annotation, biological process: chromosome segregation; mitotic cell cycle. The coding region runs from base 103 to 1341 and encodes 412 amino acids. Gene Ontology annotation, cellular component: spindle microtubule; outer kinetochore; kinetochore.